AAUUCUAUUAUUUCCAUGUAUGUGUGAAACACUGAGCCUUCGGAUUUCAUUCUUCACAGCAAGUCGCAACCUGGUUUCUUGUGGGCCCGCUUGGGCCUCUGCUGUGGACCGUAUCAGUCUAUGAUUUAUUAUUCAUUUAUUGUUCCUUUAAACCCAGAAUCGAAGAUCAAAACGUCAAGAAGAUGAGGCUAUUAACACACAAUAUUCUAAGAUCGGAGAUCAGGGGAGUAACAAACAACUACCCUCUCAAAAUCGAAGUAAAAGAAAUCAGCGUAAUUGAAGCGACAUUCGAUCGUAAAUAUCUCAAGGAAGUGUUCUCGACGAUCAAUUGGAAAGCCCUAGUCUACGCGUCAAAGGCAUUGGGGUUCACCGAGCUUCCUGACGAAGUCCCCGACGCGUUGCUCGAUUCCGAUGAGUUUUUGAAGAAAUUCCAUUAUGCACUCCUUGAGCUUCAUCUCGAGGAAGGCGCACUGCUUUGCCCACAGACUGGUCGCGAGUUCCCUGUUAGGAAUGGGACACCUCAUAUGGCUCUCAGUGAAAAUGAGAUGCGCCACCUAAGUAAGGAGGAGUACGAGGAGAGUCUGAAGAAACAAGAGGUUGAAGGGAGUAGCACAUGUACACAGAAACGAGACGUCAAGGUGAGUAAGAAAAAAAAGGCAAAAAAGGUUCGAAAAGCAAAGGAACCCAACUACAAGCCAAAAGUAGAGUUCAUAUCCAUGAGCAGUGACAGCUCAUGUGAUGAUUUUGACAAAGACGAUAUCUCCACAGAUGCUUUGGAAACCGGUGAUAAAAAAGAAUGAUAAACAGGAAAGAAAGAAAGAACAACAAGGUUUUGUUGGAAUAAGGUUUUGGUGUUUUUUUUUUUUAUAAAUUUUGUGUUUUCAGUUGUAUUGGUAUUUAGAUCUUAUGUGUUUGAUGUUUUUUUUGUAAGGCCACAAAACCUUGGUUUAUCUCAAUCCUCACGCUAACUACAAUUUGCAAGUAUUUGUGAAACAUCAGUUUAUUUGUAAUAAGCAUUCAUAAACAUCAUUUUAUUAAGAGCAGAGUUGUCAAGCCUCU
Molecule: messenger RNA, 1059 nt
Organism: Lactuca virosa
Lineage: Eukaryota; Viridiplantae; Streptophyta; Magnoliopsida; Asterales; Asteraceae
Source: the annotation of a GenBank genome assembly